AUGUCUCCAGUCACUCAAUUCAGUGUCCUGGCCUUCGCGGCAGGCGCCUUUGCUGUCCACGGCCAUCACGGUAUACACAGCCACCCUUCCCGUUCUGGCUCGGCCAGCGGCAGUGGUAUGUUGUUCCCUUACCCUGAGGCCAACGCUACCGGCCUUUGGGGUACCACCGGCACUGGUCUGUCUACUGGCACAGCUGCACCAGACAGUGCAUCGGCUACCAGCGGCGGCCCUCCAACCGUCUACGUUUCGCCCGUCCCGGCUGCGUCCAGCUCAUCUUCCAGCCUUGCUACAUAUUACAAUGCUGCGUCCGACUCUACGACGACCUGCACAACUGAUGUCACAAUCACUACCACCGAGCGCACUUACGUAACUGUCACUGCUGGUGACGGGUCUUCUUCAUCUUCCAGUGUUGCGGUAUCUGCCACCGAUCUCUCCACCAACAACGGUCAAGUGACUUCUCACGUCACUGUCCACAGCACCAUCUACGCUAGUGCAUCCGGUCCGAUAGUCAGCUCCAACUCCAGCUCGGCUUCCUACAGCGCCAGCGCUCCAGUCUACUCCGCCGCGUCCGUCUCCAGCGCCAGCUCGAGCUCUGCCAGCAGCUCUUCGUCCUCUUCUUCCUCGAUCGCGGAUGCAAACUCUCAGUCUCAGGCUCAGAAGUACCCUACCUGGCACCGAUCGUCCUCUUCUGCGGAUGCGACUAGCAGCUCAGUCUAUGUUGCUCCCAGCUCCAGCUCUGUCUACGUUACCCCAAGCUUGUACUCAGCACCUAGCUCCAGCUCCGUCUAUGUUGCACCCACGACUAGCUCCGUCUACGUGGCUCCUACCACCAGCUCCACCUCCGUCUACGUAGCACCCACAACUAGCUCCAGCUCUGCCUGGAUCGCACCUUCGUCUGCAUCCAGCUCGGCCUCGGCUCCAUCUUAUAGCUCUGCCCCAUCUACUGGCGGCAAGCGUGGUCUCGCUUACAACGAUGUCUCCCUCACUUCCGCGUUCGGCGGCUCCGCCCACGUUGGCUGGGGUUACAACUGGGGCUCCAGCUCCGGCGGCCUCAGCAGCUCGCUCAACUACAUCCCUCUCCUUUGGGGCACACGUUCCGACUUCACCAGUGUCUGGGCCGCGAACGCACAAGCCGCCAUCAAUGCCGGCAGCACUCACUUGAUGUCCUUCAACGAGCCCGAUCUCUCCACCCAGGCCAAUAUGUCUCCUCAGGAUGCCGCUACGGCGUGGAAGCAGUACAUGGAGCCCUUCGCCGGCAAGGCCAAGCUCUGCGCCCCUGCUGUCACCAACGGCGGUGGCGAGAUGGGUCUCACCUGGUUGUCCAACUUCUUAAGCGCUUGCCAGGGCUGCACAAUUGACUGCGUCAGCAUCCAUUGGUAUGCUAGCCACACUUUGGGCGACUAUUUCAAGGAGCAAGUUACCAAUGCCACGACUGUGUCUGGUGGCAAGCCAGUGUUCGUGUCCGAGUUCGCCACCACUGAUGGUAGCAACGACGAUAUCUCGAGCUUCUUGCAGGACGUUAUGCCAUGGAUGGACUCCAACAACGACGUUGCCGGCUACGCCUACUUCAUGGUGUCCAACGGCAUGCUCGUCUCUGGCAGCUCACCUUCCAGCUACGGCUCGACCUACGCCACCUACUCUUCGUAG
Recurvomyces mirabilis is the source of this 1647-nucleotide messenger RNA. RefSeq lists its product as uncharacterized. Gene Ontology annotation, biological process: fungal-type cell wall polysaccharide metabolic process. Bases 1 to 1647 code for a protein of 548 amino acids. The transcript has 2 exons. NCBI's taxonomy places the organism in Eukaryota, Fungi, Ascomycota, Dothideomycetes, Mycosphaerellales, Teratosphaeriaceae. Gene Ontology annotation, cellular component: fungal-type cell wall. The record is from RefSeq and is a predicted model, not a curated record.